UGACAGACGAAAGGUCGUCAUGUCACUCAUGUCCUCUCUCAGAUUUCUCUCUGCCGUCGAGUCGUUCCGCGUUCGAGUUCGAAAGAGACCACGUGGAGUGUGAACCGGUUGACGCGUAGAUCACAUCUCAUGUGCUUUCGGUAUUUCGCUUGCUCCGCAUUGUUGAUAACGUGUUGCAGCCGUUGCCAGGCCUCUGAUUUCCUUGCCUUUAAUGAAUGAUUUCGUUCGCGCACCUAUUUUUUGUUGCGUGAAAUCAAAAUAUACGGCGACAAAGAUCAUUAUUCGAUUCGUUGCUAAAGGAGUGGAGAGCACUAUUAGCUGUUAAAACUGGAACUGUUUUAAGGUUAAAUCACCGCGCGUUACGAUGAAUGUAGAUCGCAAUAACAAUUCCAGGACUUACUCAUAUGCUUUACUCUCUUAUCAUUACUUUUAUCGAGAGACGCCAAAGAGUACUUGAAGAAUUAUUUGAAAAUGUACAAAUGGAAAGUGAUAGUUAUGAUCAAUGGCUACUCCAAAAACUUGAGCGACGGCAGAAUGGACGCCAAUUGUACUUGCACCGUGAUUAUGGGCCCAAAAUUGAUCGUUGUUGACACUAUGACUGCCUGGGACCGUGAGAAACUGACGGAAGCGCUCGCACAAAAUAAUAUCGAGCCAAAGGAUAUUGACUAUGUUGUUUGUACUCAUAGCCAUUCAGACCACAUAGGGAACAACAAUUUAUUCACAAACGCAGAACACAUUGUAGGCUUGACCGUUCAGCACCGUACUAUAUUUUACGAGAAUCCACAGAUUUCUAAUGAGGGCUACGAGCUCUGUCCGGGUGUUAAAGUUGUAGCCACGCCAGGACACACGAGGGAGGAUGUCACCGUUCUCGUAGAGACGACAAUAGAUGGGGAAAUAAAGCGUUUUGCUAUUACAGGAGACUUGUUUGAGAAAGAGGAAGAUAUUCUGGCGCCGCACAUCUGGAAGUCGCUCGGCACACCGGAAUUGGUAAAAACUCAAUCUGCCACGCGUUCCCGUAUAAUAGAUCUCGCAGACUUUAUAAUACCUGGACACGGGCCGAUGUUCCGCGUUACGGAUACUAUGAGAGAAAUCGUGAAGAGCCAAGUAAUUCAGUAAUACCGUAUUGUUACAUAUAUAUAUAUAAUAAAUUAUAUAUAAAUUAUAUACGUAAUAAUGCGGGACUUUAAAGUAUAAUAA
Wasmannia auropunctata (little fire ant) is the source of this 1197-nucleotide messenger RNA. RefSeq names its product metallo-beta-lactamase domain-containing protein 1. The coding region runs from base 472 to 1116 and encodes 214 amino acids. The transcript is spliced from 4 exons. NCBI's taxonomy places the organism in Eukaryota, Metazoa, Arthropoda, Insecta, Hymenoptera, Formicidae. The record is from RefSeq and is a predicted model, not a curated record.